AUGGCUGAGGCGAUCUGCUGCACGUUGGUGAACUGUAACUGUGACAGCUUCAUACCGGGGAAGCUGAAGAGGAGGCAGUGCGACAGCUGCAAACAUGGAUGGGUUGCUCACGCCCUGAGCAAGCUGAAGGUGCACCACAUGUACCAGGGCAGCCAAGUGGAGAUCGUACACUCCAACGUGGUGUUUGAUAUCUGCAGCCUCAUGCUCUACGGCACACAGGCCAUCCCCAUACGCCUCAAGAUCCUGCUGGACCGGCUCUUCUCCGUCCUCAAGCAAGAAGAGGUCAUCCAGAUUCUCAGCGCCCUGGACUGGACUCUGCAGGACUACAUACGGGGAUACGUGUUGCAGGAUGUUGCUGGGAAGGUUCUGGACCGUUGGGCAAUCAUGACGUUCGAAGAGGAGAUUGCGACACUGCAGCAGUUCCUUCGUUUUGGAGAAACUAAGUCCAUCGUAGAGCUCAUGGCUCUUCAGGACAAGGAGGGCCAGGCCGUCCUCGUUCCCAGCACACGUACCAACUCCGACAUCCGCACAUUCAUCGAACGCAACACGCCACGCACCACCGCUAACCUCACCACAGCCAAUGUGGACAAGCUCAGUGGGACCAGUAUGCACCACUUUGAGAACUUCAUAAACAGCAUGGCCUUCAUGCUACCCUUCCAGCUCCUUGGCUCUGUGCCCACUCCCUUCUUAGGCUCUCAGAACGGCAUGCUCCAGGCCCAUCAGCCACGCAGCACCUUGGACAUCCAGAGGCGAGAGGGAGCAGGUCGGGACAGUCUUUCACAGGACAACCAACUAACUCUCUCACAUACAAACAACCAUGGCCUGUUGGGGGCCGACAAUACGCCAUUUGGUUCGGAUUUGGAUUCAGAAAAGCAGUCAGACGGUCUCCAAGGGACCGGUGUCACAAAAACUGAGCCAGAGGAUUUUUCCGCCAGCGACAAUUACUCAGACGGGCCCUCGACACCGUGCACUCCUUCAUUGAGCUCAGAGGUGGCGCAGAUGUCGCCUGAGGGAAAGCUGCGGUCUCUGGAUCGGAACGGCCCGAGCGGAGGGGGUUGUGUCAUGACGAGCACAGGAGGAGGCGGCUGCAUGAGCUCCAUGAAGAAAGGGCGCGUGUUCUGCAACGCAUGCGAAAAGACAUUCUACGAUAAAGGCACUUUGAAGAUACACUACAACGCGGUUCAUCUCAAAAUCAAACACAAGUGCACCAUCGAUGGCUGCAACAUGGUGUUCAGCUCGCUCCGAAGCCGCAAUCGCCACAGCGCCAACCCCAACCCGCGCCUCCACAUGCCCAUGAACCGCAACAACAGGGAUAAAGACCUGCGCGGGAGCUCGUCGGCAGAUGAGAGCUCACAAGAGAAGCGAGAUUAUGGAAGCCCAAUAUUAGACAAUCACAAGUCCAUUCCCAGCUACAUGGUGAGCCAAGUGGACAAUACAUCCAAACUGAGCUCCUCCUUCCCCAGCAUUGGUCAAAGCGGGAUUCUAUUUCCCAAUCUGAAAACGGUUCAACCGGUUCUACCAUUCUACCGCAGUUUAGUGACUCCGGCUGAGCUUGCAAACACACCAGGAACUCUGCCAUCUCUGCCGCUUCUGUCCUCAUCUGUGCCGAUGAAGACAACCGAGGUGCAGGAAAACUGUUUUUUAGAUCCAGUACCAAAGAAGAAGUCACGAAAAUCCAGCAUGCCGAUUAAGAUUGAGAAAGAGGCAAUGGAAGAGAGCGACAGCCUCAUGGACAGAGGCAGCAACUCUGAAGAUGAGACAAUACAUGGGAAAGACCACUUUGACAGUCAUCAUCUGGCAAGGACAGCUGACUGUGGUGAUAUGGACAAGCAGAGUGUAGGCGACACACAACUGGAACCCGGAGUGGUCACAUGUGCGCCUUUUGAAAAGUCAGAAACGAAAGAAGUGACAGAAGACGCACAAAAUGAAAUAGCGCCAAACAAGCUAUCUGAGCACCGGUGGAACGAGGGCGAACUGACCAAUGGGAGCUCGCCCCAUAAUAUGAGCGGGGAAAAGGAAGAACUGGAAGGCUUUGGUGAUUCUAACGAGGAUCCGGACACGCCACACCACUGUGAGAUCUGCAGCAAGAUGUUCAGGAGCCCGUACAGUGUGAAGAUGCACUACCAGAGCGAGCACCUGAAGGAGAUGCACCUCUGCUCCGUGGAGGGCUGCAACGCAUCCUUCCCUUCGCGCCGCAGCAGAGACAGACACAGCUCAAAUCUCAACCUGCACCACAAGCUCCUGACCAAAGACAGCUUCUCCCCAGUGUCUAUGUGCCGCAACCCUGCCCUGGAAUUCCACUCGGUCCCCCCAGUAUCUCUGUGCCGCGACUCUGCCCUGGACUUCCACUCCGACCCGCUGGACUCCAGAGACCCAAAUUCCCAGACCUCUGUCAUCUUCAGGGGCCAUAACCGCAUGGGUCUUGUCUACCCCAUGAGCAAAGUCCCCAGCCUCUCCACAAGUGAUGGGAACUCCCCCAUCCGCGAUCAUCUAGAUGAUGAGGCAGUUAACGGUGAAGAUGGCGCGGUGCUGGACUUGAGCACGUCGUCCUUUGGUCCAACUCGCGGCGGUGACGGCAGCGCUCGCUCGUCCUGGGACUCCGACGGCGCCGCGAGCGAAGAAGGAAUGGAAGACCUCGACGCUGUCCCGGUUGAGGACAGCGAAGAAAGCUGUGAUGGGAUUGUGAGAAGCCAGGAUCCAGAUGGGACGGUGAACGGGGUUGGAUGUGUUGGAGGAGGAGGUGUGAGUGGGCAUGCGGGCGGAGCAGGGUCUCCCAUCACCUGCCACAUGUGUCAGAAGGUCUACAGCAACAAGGGGACGUUCAGGGCGCACUACAAGACGGUCCAUCUGCGGCUGUUGCACAAGUGCAAAGUCCCCGGCUGCGAAACGUCCUUCUCGUCCGUGCGCAGUCGGAACAGGCACAGCCAAAAUCCCAAUCUGCACAGGAACCUGUCCGCGAGCUCAGGGGCCAUGGACCAGGAGUAG
This is a messenger RNA of Knipowitschia caucasica, 2985 nucleotides long. The record is from the annotation of a GenBank genome assembly. NCBI's taxonomy places the organism in Eukaryota, Metazoa, Chordata, Actinopteri, Gobiiformes, Gobiidae.